AUGGUAAUCACUUUAGAGCCACGCUUGACUGUAGCUAAAACAGCAGUAGUAACCACCAGACCGCCACUCAAAGCGCAAGUAACAAGGGUAAAAUAUUGCAUCUCCGGCAGCUGCGGAACAUUUAGCAGCGCUGCUGCAGCACGCACUCGUCCCCUCUCUUUCUGGCGCGCUCGGCGCCUCUCUCUCUCGCACCAUGCAGUUGAAAAUGACUUUUUGCAUGUGUUUUUUGGUUUCUGUUUGCCUUUGUCUUUUUUCACACACGCCACUAUUAACCCCAGAGUGGCGAUGAGUGCUGAAAAUUAUUAUUUAAAACAUAUGUAUGUGCCCACGCUUACCACUGAUCAUAGAACUGUGCGAGAGAACGUGAUAACUUUGUGGCGCAUAAACGAACCGCUAUAAUCACAAAUCAAGCGAACAAAACCGUUUGCAACCGGUUCGGCGUAUCAGUGUGCUUGCCCGUGAAACCGCAGCUCUCUGAACCGCUCCUCUCCGAACCGCUCUCACGCUCUCUGGUUCAGAGAACGGUUUUCGCUUUGGCUGUGGCUCGAGCGCGAGAACGUGAGUUAGUAACCAGCCGUAACUUGAGUACGGUGCACCCCAGAACCCAAAAGCUGAACCGCAGGUUCCCGCAGUCCGGAACAAUGUCUAAAAAGUACCCGAACCCGGUGACCAAGCACUUCAUCUACAGCGAUAGGACGCGGAAGAGUACCUGCAAAAGGUGCCACUUCGACAUGGCAGGUCGCCACUCCGAGAAUCUGAUGCGGCACCUGAAACGCAAGCACGAGGAUGCCUACAAAAGUGUUCUGGACGAGAAGCGAGAAAUCCGUGCGGCACUUGCCCAGCAGCAGGCCACCAAAGACGCAGUCAAUCCGACGCAGAAAGUCCUGACAUCUAAGUGUCAAUAUCCAUCGACACGAAAGAAGACUUUCAUUACCGAGGACGACGACUCCCAGCUUACUGCCAUGGAAACCAUGGUGAUGGUGAAUGGUGAACAGACCGGGGACGUAGAUAACAAGAACAACGCUACAGAUAGUCAGUUCCAGGGCGUUUUUAUUGGGAAAUCGGAGAUACCUGACGAGGAGUAUCAGUGGAAAAACUCCGCAAACAUGGAACUGACUACAAGCGAAUCCAGCGUCUGUGUGGCCCCCACUUCCACCACUGCUCGUGCCAAGUCUCCAGCCAGAGCCGCAUCUUCGGCUGCUCUAGACAAUUCUUCAGGCGACGAGGACUACUUCCUCCGCUAUCUCGGCAGCAAAUUGGGCAAAUACUCCGCGCGCACGAAGAACACAGUCCAGUUUCAUAUUAAUCGCAUCCUGUACAAGGCGGACAUGGGUCACUUUGAAGAAACAGAUUCCAGGACGGGCGAUGCCGACGACGCCUCCCCGUAGCGUCUCUAUGCUGUACAUAUGUUUCUUAACGCUUUGCUGUAAAUAAAAAUUAUCUCACGAGUUGUCAAACACCUAAAAAACCAACAAACUUUAGGGG
Molecule: messenger RNA, 1485 nt
Organism: Drosophila mauritiana
Lineage: Eukaryota; Metazoa; Arthropoda; Insecta; Diptera; Drosophilidae
Exons: 3
Coding region: 642-1388 (248 amino acids)
Molecular function (GO): DNA binding
Source: RefSeq, a predicted model, not a curated record